Fusarium odoratissimum NRRL 54006 is the source of this 1594-nucleotide messenger RNA. RefSeq lists its product as uncharacterized. NCBI's taxonomy places the organism in Eukaryota, Fungi, Ascomycota, Sordariomycetes, Hypocreales, Nectriaceae. Bases 7 to 1257 code for a protein of 416 amino acids. Gene Ontology annotation, cellular component: endoplasmic reticulum membrane. The record is from RefSeq and is a predicted model, not a curated record. The transcript is spliced from 3 exons. Gene Ontology annotation, biological process: lipid storage; lipid droplet organization.
CUUCACAUGCCACUCACUCACUCACCACUCCCUUUGACCUCUGCUCCCUUCAAUUUCACAACCUGUGACUCCCUAGCUCAUACUCAUACCCAUGUCUUCUAUAUUAAUGACCUGAAUAAUCCGAAGCAUUAUAGCAUGGAAACCCUACAAGAAACCGCCCGUGUUGUCACGUCUAAACCUGUUCAGCGAGCUGUCGUUAACACCGUACUCCUCGUAUCGACAGCAGCAACCCUCUUUUGCACGGCUGCCAUUGCUUCAUUGCUCUUUUUCCAGAAUUUCCUUCCUCACGAGGUCGUAACUUUGCCAUUACAUCUCCAAUAUGGCUCUGGCAUCAACCCGUAUGGAAUCGCCUCCCUUCAAACGCCACCAAUGAAGACGCAGCAAGAGUACGAUGUGUCGUUGAUUUUAGCAAUGCCUCGCUCGAAUCCAAACGUGGAGCGCGGCAACUUCAUGAUUACCCUGCACAUGGUCGACUCGCAAGCUGACGCUGGGUUGCAUGCUGCGGCGGAACGUCACGCAUCGCUACACCAAGGAUUGGAAGGGGCCAAUGUACUAUUCACUUCACGCAGGCCUGCUUUAUUUCCUUACAUGGACCCGUUGGUAUCGGUUGCGUCUCGCGUGUUGUUUCUGCUUUACCAUUUAUUCACACCAGGUUCAAGCACGAACUCGAUGAUCAUCCCGUUGGCCGAGCGAGUCUUGUUCUCAAAAGCCUCGGAUCUCCCAAAGUCAGCGUAUGUGGAGGUAGAAGCGGGCCAGACCAUUCAAAUUUACCAUGCCUACCUUCAGCUUACAGCUCAGCUUCGUGGUCUCCGGUGGAUGAUGGUUCACUAUCGCAUCUCGACAUUCAUCGCCUUGACCCUUGUGUUUUGGGCUUUUGAAGUUAUUUUUAUGGGUGUCGCCUGGGGACUUUGGAGUGUGGCUUCAGGGUCACCGCCUGGAGAUGCCGAUGACAAGACCAGGAGGCUUGAGGCAGAACGAUAUGAGUAUGAAGAUGAGGACACAGAUCGCGUAGAGACCUUUCCAACAUAUAGAAGACAGCAACCCCUCAAGUACGAGCCCGAAAUCAAACCAGAGGCGGACCCUGAACAGCCUUUAUCGGAAAUUCCUCGAGCAGGAGCCGACGCUGAUGACGAAGAUGAGGGAAGUUUUGACGAUGACGACGACGAUGUGCAACACAAGGAUUCGGGUAUCGGAACGAGUUAUAGUGAGGAGGGAAUUUCAAGCAUUCGAAGGCGAACGUCACGUAAUAAAUUGUAGAGGAGGGAAGUUUUGCGAGGCCUUAAUAUAGAGACUGAGUGUAAUGAGUGGAAGCAGAUGCCCGUGGCUUAUGAUAUGCGGUACUAGAAUAAGAAUGUGUUGUCAGCUGAGGAUUUGGUGUUUAUUAUGCAGGGGAAACUGCCUUGUAAGUUAGACUAUGCUGAUCCGAUAUGCAUGCCAAGUUGACUGUAAUUCGAUGACGAGCUCAUAACAGGCAGAGUUUGGCGUUUGGCUACCUUAAUCAAAGAACGCUUUAAGAAUAGCAACGUGCGUAUCCUUCCGCUUCACAACGAGAGAUCCAUUGUAGUUUACAAGUCGUUUGCCUGGCUACCGACGG